Molecule: messenger RNA, 2642 nt
Organism: Schistosoma bovis
Lineage: Eukaryota; Metazoa; Platyhelminthes; Trematoda; Strigeidida; Schistosomatidae
Source: the annotation of a GenBank genome assembly
AUGGAUUCAUCAUCAUCUAAAACACAAGAAAUACAAGAGACUUUAAAAAUUCUUAAAAAGAAUAUCAAUUCUAUCACAAAACAGAUUGAUGAAUUAAAUUAUCAACGUGAAAACUUACAAGUGCAAUAUGAUCAAUUAAGAUCUCAAUUAACUACAGCCCGUGUCCAAGAAAUUUCAAGUUCUUUAGGUACAUCAUCUGAAUACAAUUCAGAAUCCUUAUUCCCAUGGACUUCAGAAGUGAAUCGAGUGAGAAAAGAAAUUUUCCGAAUUUCAGAAUUUCGUCCUUUACAAAUAACAGCAAUUAACGCAGUUUUAGAUGGUCGUGAUGUAAUCCUAGUUAUGCCUACAGGCGCAGGCAAAAGCUUGGUAUAUCAAUUACCUGCAUUACUUAAUGUUAAUGCUUUCAAAGUGAAUGGACGAUAUCGUGGUUCAUUAACGUUAGUUAUAAGUCCAUUGGUUUCUUUAAUGGUUGAUCAGUCGAUUAACUUGACCAGAUACAGUCUCGAACCAGAUACAAUAGCAGUUUUAGAUGCGAAUACACCAUUACAAGAACAACGUCGAAUUCUCUCAUUACUUGCAGAAAAAUCUAACAAAACAAAUAUUUCAACAAAAUCUAAUUUACGCUUAUUGUAUGUAACUCCAGAGAAAUUGGCUAAAAGUAAAUUAUUAUUAAAUCGUCUAGAGAUGGCUUAUUCAACAAAUCGAUUAGCUUGUAUUGCUAUUGAUGAAGUACAUUGUGCUAGUCAAUGGGGUCAUGAUUUCAGACCGGAUUAUAAAUUUCUACAUGUAUUAAAACGUCAAUUUUCUAAUGUACCGAUUAUUGGUUUAACUGCAACUGCAACCACUGAAAUCAUUGUAGAUAUAGAAAAUAUGUUAGGUCUUAAUGUAGACAAAUGUUUAGUAUUAAGAACUAGUUAUAAUCGAGAAAAUUUAAAUUAUUAUGUUAAACAAGUCAGUGGAUCUAUCAAAGCAUCUGUUGGAUAUUUAUAUGAACUAAUUAACAAAAAUUAUACUAAUCAAUCAGGCAUUGUGUAUUGUUUUUCUCAAAAAGAUACUGAAGAUGUUUCUUCAGAACUAAAGAAUUUUGGGUUAAAAGUAGCUCCAUAUCAUGCGAACUUAGAUUUUAAUUAUCGAUCUAGAGUUCAUUCCGAUUGGAGUCAAGGAAGAAUUCAAGUGAUUGUUGCCACUGUAGCUUUUGGUAUGGGUAUAGAUAAAGCUGAUGUUCGUUUUGUAAUACACUUUUCAUCAAGCAAAAGUCUAGAAAAUUAUUAUCAGGAAUCAGGUAGAGCAGGACGUGAUUCGAACUCCGCGGAUUGUAUAUUAAUGUGGCGUUUUUCAGAUCUAUUUCGUUUAGCCAGCAUGGUAUCAUCUGAACGAACAGGAAUUGCAAAACUUUAUGAAAUGGUUGGAUAUUGUAUUGAUCCGGAUAUGUGUAGACGUUUUUUAAUUUCGAAAAAUCUCGGUGAUGCUUCUUGGUCUACUGAUGACUGUAAAAAUGCUUGUGACAAUUGUCAACGUAAAAACACAAAUAAGUCAGAUGUAUCCACGUUGAUUCAAAUAAAAACAGAUAAAUUACUGAAUGCGACAAAACAAUUAUUAUUUGAUCAAAGUUUAACAAAACAAGAAAGGAUAACUGGCCCUAAAUUGAUUGAUCUUAUGACUUGUAAUAAGCAGAUACAAUCUAUCAGUCAAAAAUUAUUGUAUAGAAAUCAAGAAAAACCUGAACGUCAAUUUUAUGAACAUUUCAUAUCUUGGUGUUUAAUUAAACAAUACUUAAAAUUAGAUUUUCAUUUUACACCAUAUUCAACUGUUUGUUAUGUUGUCAACAAUGACAAUUCAGUUGAUAAUGAACACAUUGAAUUAAUGCCUUAUUUAUUAUCAAUUAAGGAAGAAUUGGAUAAAGACAAAGUUACGGAAGAGCGUUCUCACGUAGAUGCCAAACGAAAAAGAAUACAUUCAACUGAAACGGUUGAUCUUACAUAAUUGAUUUCAAUUUGUUAGCAUAACGCUGUAUGCGUAAUUUACUUAUGUAUUAUAAAUAUAUUACCUGUGAUUUUAUGUUUGAAUAUAAACUGUUAACUCUAAUUGAAACAUUCAUCUUGAAUAAUAACAACAGUGGUUAACUGGUGUGAAUUAUUACGUUACGCGAAGUUGCGACAUCAGAUAUAGUCCUUUAAUGGUCGGUAACUAACGUAGGUUUGUAUGUCCAGAUAUACCACUGGUGUCGAGCCAGAGUUUAUUGAAACCCCUAAUUGGACCCUACCGUAUUUACCCAAUGUGUGCAAACUAUGAGAUAUACUUUGCUGAGUUUCUGGGUUAUUAUGAUAUUAGUGAAUCCGCAAAAGCCAUUACUUUAUAUCAUUUUUAACGAUAAUUUGAAUGGCUAGUAAACUUUUCAACCUAAACUAGGAAUGACAACAAAAUAAGAUGGUGGUUGGAUGUAGUCAACAGGAUACACUAGGUCCGGGUUUCGUGCUACUUGGCACUCGUCAGCAAGGUGUACCUGAGGGAACUGGUGCUCCCUGACGGAUUCGAUUCCGUGUCACCCAGCUUCUGUCAGAGACGUUACCAUCGGGCUAUCCGGGCUGCAACCGACCUCCUGUGGAACUGAGAUGUAAUCACAAUUGAUUGAUCACUGGGUG